CUCUCUCUCUCUCUCUCUCUCUCUCUCUCUCUUCCGGAUACAGCUCACCCACCACGGUGACUCCGUUGUCACCGUUACCAAGUUAAGGUUUUACAUUCCCUCUUCUUCUCUUUCCUAGCCAAUAGCCAUAGCCAUAGCCAUAACAAGAACCCUUUCGAGUUUUAACUCUUAGAUGUCCUCUUAACUCGUUGUACUUUGUGUUUUUCGAGUUAAUAAAAUCUUUUUUUGCCGAUCAGAAAGUAUAGCGCCAUAACAAGAUUGAGAGAGCGUGGGUGUGUGUUGGGUAGGAAAUGGGCCAGGAGAUAGCUCAGAAGCGCGCAGCCAGCGACGGCGGCCCGAGAAGAGGACCCAUUAUACCCCGCGGCCAGCAGCUCCGGAAAACGCUCAACAACAUCAAGGUCACCAUCCUCUGCGGCUUCAUCACCAUCGUGGUCCUCCGCGGCUACAUCGGCAUCAACCUUGGCGGCGGCUCCUCUUCCGCAGAGACUGACGCCGUCCGCCAGAACCUCCUCGAGGAGACCAACCGCCUCCUCGCCCACCUCCGAUCCGACACCGAUCCCGACGACCUUGACGACCCCCUCCCCGACACUUACAACUCCAGCACUUACCACACCUACACUCUCGGUGCCAAGGUCACCACUUGGGAUACCGACCGAAGCACCUGGCUCCAACAAAACCCGAGCUUCCCCUCGCACAUCCAAGGCAAGCCCAGGAUCUUACUCGUCACUGGCUCACCACCCAAGCCGUGUGAUAACCCAAUUGGGGAUCACUAUCUGUUGAAAUCAAUCAAGAACAAGAUCGAUUACUGCAGGCUACACGGGAUCGAAAUCGUGUACAACAUGGUCCAUUUGGACAACGAGCUAAAUGGGUACUGGUCGAAACUGCCAGUGAUCAGGAACCUGAUGCUGUCUCACCCGGAAGUUGAGUGGAUUUGGUGGAUGGACAGCGAUGCCCUGUUUACAGACAUGUCAUUCGAGAUACCAAUCGGGAAAUACGCCGGCAGCAACUUGGUGGUGCACGGGUACCCUGAUCUGUUGUACGAUAAGAAAGACUGGAUUGCCUUGAGCACCGGGAAUUUCCUGCUGAGGAACUGCCAGUGGUCUCUGGAUUUGCUCGACGCCUGGGCUCCAAUGGGGCCGAAAGGGCCCGUCAGGGAGGAGGCGGGGAAGGUCCUGACGGCGAAUCUGAAGGGCAGGCCGGCGGAUUUCGAAGCGGACGACCAGUCCGCGCUGAUAUACCUGCUGGUUUCGAAGCGGGGCGAGUGGGAGGACAAGGUGUUUCUGGAGAAUUCCUACUACUUGCACGGUUUCUGGGGCGAGUUGGUGGACGGUUACGACGAGAUGAUCGACAAGUACGAUCCGGGGUUGGGCGACAAGAGGCGGCCGUUCGUGACCCAUUUUGUGGGCUGCAAGUCUUGCGGGAGCUUCGGGGAUUACCCGGUCAAGAGGUGCCUGAGCAGCAUCGAGAGGGCGUACAAUUUUGCUGAUAACCAAGUUCUCAAUCUGUAUGGGUUCAGGCAUAGAGGCUUGUUGAGCCCCAAGAUCAAGAGGUUCAGGAAUGAAACUGUUAAUCCCUUGGAGUUUGUAGAUCAGUUUGGUAUCCGGCAGCGUUCGGUGCACGAAACCCACAAGCCUCGGAGCUAGAAAGGAGUAAUCUCAUAGUGAAUGGGUGAUGAUUUAGUCGGUACCAGGGUUUUAAAUAAAGUCCGUUGCUCAUCGGAUUGGCCGUUACAAUUGAUCCGGUUUUCAACACCCGAAACGGUUUACCACCGAUACCAUUACGUUUCCUGAUACCGCGAUUUAAAACCCUGGUAGGUACUGUAUUUUUUUCAGCUGAUACAAAGAUUUUAAACUUUCCAACAAUUCAAUGUAAGUUUUUCUUCUUUUUCUGUUUCCUUGUAUUUCACUUGAGCUUGAGAAAAUUUGAGCUGAAUUCUUUUGUUGACUUACAGUUUAAUCUCAAAAGGAAUAAAAUUUGUCGGCCCUGUUUUUAUGGCUGUUUUUCUUUC
Rhododendron vialii is the source of this 2008-nucleotide messenger RNA. RefSeq names its product probable xyloglucan 6-xylosyltransferase 5. Gene Ontology annotation, molecular function: hexosyltransferase activity. The record is from RefSeq and is a predicted model, not a curated record. Gene Ontology annotation, cellular component: membrane; trans-Golgi network; endosome. The coding region runs from base 291 to 1643 and encodes 450 amino acids. Lineage: Eukaryota; Viridiplantae; Streptophyta; Magnoliopsida; Ericales; Ericaceae. The transcript has a single exon. Gene Ontology annotation, biological process: xyloglucan biosynthetic process.